Messenger RNA from Cimex lectularius (bed bug), 1522 nucleotides. RefSeq names its product translation initiation factor IF-2-like. The record is from RefSeq and is a predicted model, not a curated record. The transcript has a single exon. Bases 19 to 1452 code for a protein of 477 amino acids. NCBI's taxonomy places the organism in Eukaryota, Metazoa, Arthropoda, Insecta, Hemiptera, Cimicidae.
GCAAGGGGCAGAGUUGAGAUGAAGCCCUUGUGCCUGGUGGUGUUCUGUGCUCUGGUCUUGGUUUCGGCCAAGGAAAACGAGAAGCAAGAAGAAAAGAAAAAUGAGAAGAGAGGCCUUUACCAUUUUGGCGGUUCUUUUGGAGGAUUAGAAGGAGGACAUGGAGGAUACGGGGGUUACGGGGGUUACGGAGGAGGUAACUUCGGCCACGUCCAACUGGAAGGAGGAUUUACACCCCUCGUUCUACACGGAGGCGGCAGUCACGAAGAGCAUCACCACGUCAAAGCGGUCACGAUAACUAAAAAGGUACCCGUUCCUUACCCCGUCACCGUUGAAAAGAAAUAUCCCGUCAAAGUCGAAGUGCCAGUCGACAAGCCUUACCCAGUAUAUGUGCCUAAGCCUUAUCCCGUUUACGUAGAAAAAAAGGUUCCGUACGAAGUCAAAGUCCCAGUCCCACAACCUUACACCGUGGAGAAAAAAAUACCUUACCCAGUGAAAGUCCCAGUUGACAAACCCUACCCCGUCCCAGUAGUCAAACCAUACCCUGUGUACGUAGAGAAAAAAGUCCCAUACCCUGUAGAAAAAACAGUCCAUUACCCGGUUAAAGUGCCAGUAGACCGUCCCUAUCCUGUUCACGUGCCAGUUGAAAAGCCCGUUCCUUACCCCGUUGAAAAGCCGGUGCCUUAUCCCGUAAAAGUACCUGUUGACAAGCCCGUACCUGUACCAGUAGAAAAACCUGUGCCUGUACCUGUCGAAAAGCCAGUGCCUUAUCCCGUUGAAAAAGUUGUCCACUACCCGGUCAAAGUACCGGUCAAGGUGCCUGUCGAAGUUCCUUACCCAGUUGAAGUUAAAAAAGCCGUACCAGUCUACGUGCCUGUAUACCAUCACGUCGGUGGAUACGAAGGAGGAUCUGGAGGUGAAGGCGGCGGCUAUGGAGGUGGCUAUGGAGGCGGUUAUGGCAGUGGCAACGGAGGUGGCUACGGAGGCGGUUACGGCAGUGGCAACGGAGGUGGCUAUGGAGGCGGUUACGGCAGUGGCAACGGAGGUGGCUAUGAAGGCGGUCACGGAGGCAGCUAUGGAGGUGGCUAUGGAGGCGGACACGGAGGCGGCUAUGGAGGCGGACACGGAGGCAGCUAUGGAGGUGGCAACGGUGGAGGAUAUAGCUUUGGAUACGGUGGCGGCUACGGAGAUGGACAUGAAGGCGGUUACGGAGGUGGCGAACUGCAUUCCUACAAUUCAGCUAGUUCCGAAGGACUAGGAAGCUACCACAGCGGACUCGAUGGUGGCUCUUUGGUUUUCGAAGGAGGGCACGGUUACCAAAGUAAUGGCCACUCGGAAGGUGUCUCUGGAGGCGGUUCUUCCCACCAUGGUUCUGGAUCCAGCCAUGUCGAGUCGAAAACCUACGGCGAACACGGCCAUGCCUCAGGAUACUCAAGCGUCGUCAAUCACGGUUGACUCAAAUCCCUCCAAUGAUCUUCAUAUUUGUAUAAAUUCUGGUCAGCUUUAAAAUGUUGUAUGUUUUAUA